This is a messenger RNA of Plutella xylostella (diamondback moth), 2421 nucleotides long. The record is from RefSeq and is a predicted model, not a curated record. NCBI's taxonomy places the organism in Eukaryota, Metazoa, Arthropoda, Insecta, Lepidoptera, Plutellidae.
AUGAGCCCGAAAGGAUACCUAUUCCGAGAUAAGUCGUCUAUUUACUCGAGACUCGAGGAGCACGUUGGCGGCCUCAGUGGAGUGGGUGCGGCUCGCGAGCGAGCGCGCGGCGUGGGCGGCGCGGGGCGGCGGGGGCGCGGGGGGCGGCGGGGGCGCGAGGGGCGCGGGGGCGCGCUGUCCGCGGGGCUGCUCGCCGCCACCGCGCUUGCCCUGGCCCUACUACCUCACGCAGCCCGCGGUGAUGUCGUCUUCCGGGUGCCAGAAGUGCUGGUUCGCCACACUGCCGCUCCCCGCGCCGUCGGAUCCGGCUUCCGAAACGCCUCUGCCGCCGGAGGAGGAGGAGGAGGAAGCGGGGGGGUCGCGGGGGGCGCGGGGGGGCAGCAGCAGCCGCUCUACGAGGAGUACUUCGUGGAGCACGACGUGUCCACCGCCGACGCGCGCGCCGCCGCCCGGAAACUAAACACUGACGGAAUGGUGGACUACAACGAGGGCGCGCCGCGUCUGCCGGGCGGCUGCGGGGCGUGCUCGCGGCGCGACCGGCAGUACUGCGAGACGCGGCUGCUGGCGGACCACUGCUGCUGCGAGCCGCGCUACGUGCCCGAGCCGCUGCCCUGGCUGCCGCACACGUGCUACGCGGGCCCGCGCCGCUGCACGCCGCUGGCCGGCGACUGCGAGCGGUACUCGCGCCUGCGGGACUGCUGCUGCUACAACGUGCUCGCCAAGCGAUGGAAGAACAUCCUGUCUCGCUCCCCGCAGGCAGUGGCGGGCGGCGCGUCGCUGCUGCUGGUCAGCAUCGUCAUGGUGCUGGUGCGCCUGUGACCCGCCGCCCCCCGCGCGCCGCGCGCCCCCCUGCUGCCUCUGGUGCCCGUGUAGCCACCCCCGCGCCCCGCUGCUGCCCCCCGCCCCCGUGUAGCCGCCCUCCACACCCCGCUAUUGCCCCUCAAGACGAUCAGAUCCUUACGAAACCAACACCCUUACUGCAAGGAUGUAAAGCAGAGGUUACGGUGCCAGCGUUCUGAUCAGUCCCUCAAUGAAGAACCAGCUUCCACGGGUAAAAUGUGUAGUUCUGGAGAUGGCAGCAAACCUUGAUCGCUACUGCAGCAUCACGACACGGGGAGCCUCGUGGAGCCUCGACCACGAGCGAGAGCAAACGCCAGCUCGCCUGCGAGCUAGCUGCUAUAUUGCUUCCCCAUUCAUUAUUUAAUUGUGACUGGCAAUUCCGGUAUUUCAAGUAUACCAUGCAUAAAAUAUUUUUUAAUGUCUUCGCUAAAGAAUACAACUAAGGAACUUGACUUAUAUUUUGUCGUAGGCUUUGACAGUUGACAUAAUACAAAUUAAUUUGUACCUAAUUGUUUCUGUAAUGCAAUCAAAUGCAUAUAAAAAAGAAGACUAACUAACUUCCACCAAAGAUAAAAUUUUCGAUCAACAUUAUUACUUCCAUUUUUAUACUAUACUAGUUUUAUUUAAGUAUAUGAAUUGUUCUAUACAUAUACUUUCAAUAUGGCAGGCAUAGUAGAGUAAAAAGGCUUUGUAAAAAUAUUAUAUUAUGUACAAGUAGGUAGGCCACCUACCUAAGGACAGGGUAAGAAUAAAGUGUUGGACUGAGAAAAGGUAGGGUACGCCAUUCGCCAAUGUUACCAAGUUAUCAUAGAAAGAAACAGAUUCCAGUUUACGUAAGUAUUAUUACCUAUUAUUGAUUGAUUUGACUUAUUAUUCACUCAUUCAUACAUGAGUGCUUUACAAUUAUGAAAUGAUGUUACAAAUAAUUUAAAAAUCAGUCAAUAAUUUAAUAAGAUACUUUACUUAUCAAGUUUAGGUGUUUUAAGAGUUUCAGUACAGAAACAUUCCGAAGAGGCUCUUCUAACAUUUUCUAUUUUCUAAAUGAUAUUUUAACAAUAUUUAAAAAAGAUUUCAACAUAAACUUUUUAUAAUCUCUACCAGUAAGUGGUUUAUCGAUGUCUGAGCCAUGUGAUGGCGAAUAUUUAUCUGUUCGUGGCCUAAAUGUGUAGUUUUAGAAGUAGGAUAGUGAAACUUUGUCGUUCAAAUAUUUUUAUUUAUUUUAUUAUUGAAUGUAUUACUAAUCUAUUUCAAUGAGUUGUGUAACUUUGUUGUAAUUAAGUAUCUAUAAGUUUAUUUAAUUAUUAUGUUGAAGUUACAGGUGCGUUAUGUUUAAAAGUUAUCUAAUUGGGUAUUUCAUUCACCAUCAUGAAAUGAGGGUUUAAAAAUUUAUUUAGAUUUUAUUUCGUGUAAGUUAAGUACCUGUGUAUUUGGUUUAUUUAUGAAACUAAAAUUAUAUUACAAAACGAUCGAUAAUUUUUCCACGGUCUGUAGAAAUAAUAAAUGUCUAUUUAUGUAAAUUGAUGUUACCUACUAAUACUUACAUAAAUAUGGUAAAAUAAAGAUUUUAUUACCAGUAAUACA